Molecule: messenger RNA, 3119 nt
Organism: Xyrauchen texanus (razorback sucker)
Lineage: Eukaryota; Metazoa; Chordata; Actinopteri; Cypriniformes; Catostomidae
Gene: sec14l1
Product: SEC14-like protein 1
Exons: 16
Coding region: 169-2271 (700 amino acids)
Biological process (GO): negative regulation of RIG-I signaling pathway
Cellular component (GO): cytosol; cytoplasm
Molecular function (GO): RIG-I binding
Source: RefSeq, a predicted model, not a curated record
CACAAGUGCAGCUUUCACUCGACUGGCCGAAUGAAUCUGGAUAACUAAAGCAAUCAGACUGGAUUUUAAUUAUUUCACAUCAGGUUUAUCUUCUUAUCUUAAGACUUCCAUGCAACUGCAUUCUCUGUGGAUUCAACUUCAAAGGAGUGGCUUUGUAUCAGAGCAGUGAUGGUGCAGAAAUAUCAGUCCCCUGUGAGGGUUUACAAAUACCCCUUUGAGCUCAUAAUGGUGGCCUAUGAGAGAAGAUUCCCAAACUGUCCACUGAUUCCCAUGUUUGUGAACAGUGAGAUCAUUAGUGAGAGUCAGAGUGAGGAUGGGGAGACUAAGGUGGUCGAGCGCAGAUGUACGGUGGAUGUGGAUGCACCUAGACUCCUAAAGAGGAUUGCAGGAGUGGAGUAUCUGUAUUUCAUUCAAAAGAACUCUCUGGACCGCAGACAGAGAACUCUACACAUAGAAGUCUAUAAUGAGUCCUUCUCUAGUAAAGUCUUCGUUCGUGAACACUGUUGCUACACGGUUCACCCAGAGAAUGAAGACUGGACCUGUUUUGAACAGUCUGCUGACAUGGACAUCAAAUCGUUUUUUGGGUUUGAGAACUCAGCAGAGAAGAUCGCCAUGAAGCAAUAUGCUUCCAGUAUUAAAAAGGGGAAGGAGAUUAUUGAAUUUUAUCUCAAACAGCUGGAAGAGGAGGGUAUUACUCAUGUGCCCCUUUGGACUCCUCCUCCUGCCCCUACCACAUCUCACCAACUGCCCGUCAGCUUAGCCAGAGCUAACCCAGCAUGCAGCAGCAGAGCUCACCCUGGCUCCACAGACAUCCUGCAUGGCUCACCAGAUGACAAGUUAGAUGCCGAUUACAUUUCACGCUAUCUGGGAAAGCUGACCCCUUUCCAAGAGAGCUGCCUUAUUCGUCUACGACAAUGGCUGCAGGAAACCCACAAAGGUAAGAUCCCUAAAGACCAGCAUGUGCUGCGUUUCUUGCGCUCACGGGACUUUAACCUGGAUAAGGCCAAAGAGGCUCUGUGCCACACGCUCACAUGGAGGAAGCAGCAUCAGAUGGACUUUCUGUUGGACACAUGGCUGUGUCCACAGCUGCUGCAGGACUAUUACACUGGAGGCUGGCAUCACCAUGACAAAGAUGGUCGUCCACUCUAUAUUCUUCGACUUGGACAAAUGGACACAAAAGGUUUAGUGCGGACACUGGGAGAAGAGACCCUACUGAGACAUGUGAUGUCCAUCAAUGAAGAAGGCCUCAGACUCUGUGAAGAAACCACAAAAAUCUUUGGAAAACCAAUCAGUUGUUGGACAUGUCUGGUGGAUCUGGAGGGGCUGAAUAUGAGGCACCUGUGGAGGCCAGGAAUCAAAGCCCUGCUGAGGAUCAUAGAACUUGUAGGAGCCAACUACCCUGAGACACUGGGCCGUCUGCUCAUACUGAGAGCCCCUAGAGUGUUUCCUGUGCUGUGGACUUUGGUAAGUCCAUUCAUUGAUGAAAACACACGUAAGAAGUUCCUCAUAUAUGCUGGGAAUGACUACCAGGACCCUGGAGGUCUGGUGGACUACAUCAACAAAGACUUCAUACCUGAUUUCUUAGGAGGAGACUGUCUGUGUGAUGUUCCUGAGGGUGGUCUGGUUCCAAAGUCUCUGUACCGUACAGCUGAAGAACUGGAAAAUGAAGAUGUUAAACUGUGGACUGAAAACAUCUACAAGAGCGCAAGCGUGUUUAAGGGAGCUCCACAUGAGGUACUGAUAGAAAUUACUGAUGCAUCGUCGGUAAUUACAUGGGACUUUGAUGUGUGUAAAGGCGAUAUUAUCUUCAAUAUCUACCACUCCAGAAGGGCCCCUCAACCGGCCAAAAGAGACGCACUAAGCGCACACAACCUCGCCUGCCCCUGCAGCAAUAAUGUCCAGUUCAUUGACAGAUCGUGGAUGCUUGGACAAGACUACAGCAUGGUGGAGACAGCCCUUACCUGCAGAGAGGGAGAGAGUGUACAGGGUUCUCAUGUGACACGCUGGCCUGGAUUGUACAUCCUGCAGUGGCGUUUUUACAGCAUUCCAACAUGUAUAUCAUCCAGCAGGCCACGUGUGGAUGACGUUCUGGCUUCACUGCAGGUCUCCUCACACAAAUGCAAGCUCAUGUAUUUCACUGAGGUGCUGCAGUCCACUGACUUCAGGGGCUCCAUGAGCAGUCUGGAGUCGAGUCACAGCGGCUUCUCUCUGCUCAGUGCCACCACCACCUCAUCCAGCCAAUCACAGACAAGUUCAACUAUUUCAAGAUAGCAUCUUUGUUCAGCUGGAAAGCAAGAAACUUUAGUUUGCGAGUUAAGCAAAAUCUCCUCUUCAAUGCCAAUAUACGAACCUGAUGGCCUGAAUCAUGGAACAGAACUUUAAAGGAUUGUUAAUAGUUCAAUACCAGUUAAACAGCACUUGUGGAGUUAGUGUUUAUUUUUACAAAAAUAAGUGACUCUAAUUUCGUUUUUUAAUAAUGAUUAGUUUUUUAAUAACUAAUAUAUAUAUAUAUAUAUAUAUAUAUAUAUAUAUAUACACACAGGGUUGGGGAGUUGCAGAAUAUGUGUAAUGGGAUUACAUAUUUAAAAUACAAAAUAUAAGUAACUGUAUUCCACUACAGUUACAGUUUAAAUCAUUGGUAAUUAGAAUACAGUUACAAUCAAAAAUUAUUUUGAUUACUGAAGAGAUUACUUUAUUUUAUUGUCAUUUGUUUCAUUUCAGAUGGAAAACAUUUAUAAAUAUAAAUGAUGCGAUUCAAAGUGCAUUUGAACAGCGGUGAAACACUUUCUUAUGAUGUGUUACAUUCAUACGAGCAGACAGAGAAGAACGUUUGAAGUAAGUUUGAAGUAAGUUUGGAGCAGAAGAAAUAGAAAUACAUUUUGGGUACAUUUCUAUGAAGAAAGUUCACGUUGGAUCAUAAUUUAUUUUUUCAAGUAAAACCUUUGAUAUUAGGGCUCAAUUCGUAUUCUUGAUAAUAACUUUUGUAUUGUCUUGCUGUAAAAAUAUUUAAAAAUCCUUAAAACAAGAUCAAUUUGAUUCAUCUUGUCUUUUUCAGAGAAUGUAUUUUUAACAUGUUUGUUCCCUUCCGAGGGAACUCGCACUGCGUCGUUGAAAACGAC